UUUUGCCAACGGAGACCCAAGACAAACCCAAGUGGGCAAAUCUGAUCCGCUGAGCGUGGAGUGAGCGGUCAUUCCUCGGGCAGGGCAGAGAUCGGAUCACGGGGCGUGGGCUCGGACGGAGCCCCGGCAGAAGGCGCUUUGAUUCUACAUCUACAACAAAUUCACUUUUAUAAUAUAUCUCAGGACACUUCAUUAAAAUGAAUCGUGGAAAGUCGAGUGAUGAGACGCUUAUAGAAAUGGACCGAACUACUUGGUCCAGCGGCGAAGAAAACAAUGGCUUCCAUGCCGGAUCGGAUAAGGAGACUUUUCAACUUGAAAAUGCAGAGGUGGAUAAGCAGCAGCAGAGUAAGGACUCUGUGUACUUCAGAGAUGGCGUACGAAGGAUAGAUUUUGUUCUGUCUUACAUUGACGACAAGGAUGGAGAAAAGAAACAGGAUCGAAGGAAGGAGUUUGAGGAUAACUUACAGAAAGCUGGACUUGAGCUGGAAACUGAGGACAAAUCUGAGUCUGAAGAUGGGAGGACACACUUCCUGAAGAUCCAUGUUCCAUGGGAAGUGCUGGCAACAUAUGCAGACGUUCUGAAAAUCAAAGUGCCUUUUAAAAUCAAUGAUAUUCCAGAUAAAAAAGACAUGCCCAUGAGCUGGCUCUUUACGCCCUAUCGUCUGCCUGAACAUGUGAUGCAGCCCGAGCCUGACUACUUCACCGCCACGUUUGACAAAAGCAAGACUGACUUCUUCCUCAUUGAGGAUAAAGAAACCUUCUUUCCUCCGUCCACACGGAACAGGAUUGUAUAUUACAUCCUGUCCCGUUGUCCAUAUUCUAAAGAAGAUAAGGAUAAGAAGGGCAUUAAGAGACUGCUGAACAACGGGACCUACACAGCUGCCUUCCCUCUGCAUGAUUGUAGGUACUGGACCAGGUCUCGUGAUGCUAACUGUGAGAGCGAACGCUAUUCCUUGUAUAAAUACUGGGCCCGUUUCACCCGCUUUUACAAGGAGCAGCCGCUCAACCUCAUACGGAAGUACUACGGAGAGAAGAUCGGCAUCUACUUCGCUUGGCUGGGUUUCUAUACAGAGAUGCUGUCCUAUGCCGCAGUUGUUGGUCUGCUCUGUUUCAUCUAUGGUGUGGCCUCCUUUGAUGAAAACGUCUGGAGUAGAGAAAUCUGCGAUGAAAAGAUUGGCGGGCAGAUUGUCAUGUGUCCUCUCUGUGAUAAGAAAUGUGGCUACUGGAAGCUCAACACAACCUGUAGCGCUUCAUGGCAAUCGUAUCUGUUUGACAACACAGCGACAGUGUUUUUUGCAAUAUUCAUGGGAAUAUGGGUGACUCUGUUCCUGGAGUUCUGGAAGCGGCGUCAGGCUCGACUGGAGUACGAGUGGGAUCUGGUGGACUUUGAGGAAGAGCAGCAACAGCUGCAGCUCAGACCCGAAUACGAGACCAAAUGCACCAGCCGUCGACUCAACCGUGUCACGCAAGAGAUGGAGCCUUAUUUACCUCUAACAAGCAAGUGUGCUCGUUCAGUACUGUCCGGGGCCACCGUCCUCUUCUGGAUCUCUCUGAUUAUCGCCAGUAUAAUCGGUGUGAUUGCGUACCGUCUGGCGGUGUUUGCGGCGUUUGCCAGUAUCAUGAAGGACAGCCCCGCCAAUAAGCUGGAGGUGGUUGGAACCUUUAUCACGCCCCAGUUCGCCACAUCCGUAACCGCUUCCUGCAUCAACUUUGUCAUCAUCAUGAUUCUGAACUUCCUGUAUGAGCGUGUAGCAAUAAAGAUCACUGAUAUGGAGGUUCCCAAAACCCACAUGGAGUACGAGAACAAGCUAACGGUGAAGAUGUUCCUCUUCCAGUUUGUCAACUACUAUUCGUCUUGCUUCUACGUCGCCUUUUUCAAGGGCAAAUUCGUGGGUUAUCCUGGCAACUAUGCCUACAUGUUCGGCGAAUGGAGUGGGCUGAGAAACGAAGAGUGCGAGGCCGGUGGCUGUUUGAUUGAGUUAACCACUCAGUUAGUGAUCGUGAUGGUGGGUAAACAGGUGUGGGGGAACAUACAGGAAGCUCUCGUCCCCUGGUUGCGUAACUGGUGGGUAAGCAGAAGUGCUCGCAAUCAUCCGGAGAGUCUGUACAGCCGCUGGGAGCAGGAUCACGACCUGCAGUGCUCCGGACAGCUCGGCCUCUUCUACGAGUACCUGGAGAUGGUUAUCCAGUUUGGCUUCAUCACCCUGUUUGUGGCCUCUUUCCCGCUGGCUCCUCUGCUGGCUCUGAUGAAUAAUAUCUUGGAAGUGCGAGUGGACGCCUGGAAAUACACCACUCAGUUCCGCCGGCCCGUGGCGGCCAAAGCGCACAGCAUCGGCGCAUGGGACGAGAUCCUCAACAUGAUUGCUGUUUUCUCAGUGGUCACCAAUGCUUUUAUUGUCUCAUUCACAUCUGACAUGAUCCCUCGUCUGGUGUAUAAGUACACAAAUCGCGAAGGUAGCAAUAACACAAUGGCAGGAUACAUCAACGACAGCCUUUCAUUCUUCAACAUCUCUGAGUUCCAACCCCAAAACCGUCCAGACUAUGACGAAAACCCGGAUUGGUUCAACAGCUCCAUCAUCACCACCUGCAGGUACCGCGACCACCGCUACCCUCCAGGACACGAGAAACAGUACACCCAUACCAUGCAGUUCUGGCACAUUCUCGCUGCCAAAUUAGCAUUUAUCAUCAUUAUGGAGCAUGUGGUGUUUGUGGUGAAGUUCUUUGUGGCGUGGUUGAUCCCCGACGUACCGUCAGAAGUGAAAGCUCGUAUAAAGCGCGAGCGUUACCUCAUCCAGGAGUACAUGCACGACUACGAGCUGGAAAAACUGAAAAUCCAGCUCAGCCAGAACGGCCCAAACAUGGAAGAGUGCAUAUGUCCCACCACGGCCACCACGCCAGUGAAACUGGAGGUGUUAUCAGACUGUCUGACCUAACACACGCCUGCCUGACCUUGACACUAGCACCUGAAAGCCAGUUAGAGAGUCUUUCAAUCAGCCCAUGUCCCAAACCAGUCCUCAACAUAAAAUCACAUGCCACUGGUUCCUAAAAUCUCAUGGUUUAUGUUGGAUAAUCUUUUCAUACCACAUCCGUUGUUUGGGGUUUUCCUCGAAAUAUCACUCCCAUAUUAUAUUUCCUUCACUAUUAGUCAUGUGACUUCUAUAAGAUGCCUAUAUAAAAAAAAGUUUGCAUAAUAUAAUAAGAGAUAUGAAGUACAAUAACUUAAUAUAUUUAUGUGCAGAAAUACCUAAAGCCACAUGAGCUGUAACUCCGUUCCUGUCCAUGCAGAAUGGCAUUUGCACUUGUCAAGAACAAUUCGGUUUUCUCACGCUUUCCACAUCGUUGUUCUCUGCUGAUGUUGCCAAUGUCUCUAUAAGACACUACAGACAUACAGAACAGACUGUUUAUGAUCUGUGUGAAACACUGUGUCAAAGUCUGGCAGCUCAAAUGUCAGUCAAAACAUCAAGCUUAGAUUUCAGCCCAAAACCAAAUUGGGUGAAUUAUAAAAUGGACAUUUCAGGUUUUGUGUGAUUGGCUCUGAAUUACAGCAUAGAUGGGUGUCUCCUUCACACAGCAUCAAAAUACAAGAACUCAGCGACAAACUUUAUUGUUUAAAAUGCCUUUAAGCUACCAAAGCUAAACAGCCUUAACAUCAUAGACAUAUGCAUGGAUCCUUUACAUUAUUUAAAAUGAGAAAUAUUGAACACUUCUAUUUACUGUAUGUUCAGAUGUACAAAGACAUUCUAAAAAGGGGUUUCAGGAUUUUUUUUGUUUCUCUUCUUUUAUGAUCAAAAUUGUAUAUUUGACAAACUGGCACACACAUUAUUUUGCAGUAUUAUUUCACAGCCUGAUGCAGCACCAAUGCUGAUUUUUAAAGCAUCGUAUAAUAGUCGAUUUAUUUUAUUUGCUGGAAACUGUAUGCAGUAAAGAGGUUCUAUGCCAAACAUAAGUAGAUAGUUAUAUAAACAUGCACACUACACUCUUGUUGUGAUCAUUCACUGUUCUGUUCGGGUAAUGGAGGCUUUGAAUCUUCACUCACACGAUUUAUGAAGCAGUUAUCACUCUGUGUUCAUAGUUAAAGAUAAUCUGCACUUUAAAGCUUUACAGUGAUGCACAGGAAACAAAAUCUUCUCAAAGCCAAAGUUCCGCCGGUGAUUCGAAUGGCAAAGCUCAUAUAUUUUUAAUGUGCCUUUUUCUAAAUACAAAUGCUGGGUGUUUAUUUGUGCUUCCUUUCCAAAUGAUUUACCGAAUGUUGUCCUGGUCAAAAGGACAGUGUCACUUUGAGUUUGUUUUGCACGAAGCACUUAUGGAGGAGUAAUUUAUCUCAGUGUUAUUGAAACAAGAUGUGUGACUAGCAACCCUUGUGAAUCUACAAAAUUCAUUUCUAAAAUGCCAAUCUGAUCAUUCAUAUGGCAUUGGACUAAAAGCUUAAAAAACUUCAAAUAAAAAGUUAUAAUGAGGACCAUGAACAUCUGGCAGUUUGAUAUUUAUAUAUGCUAAUGAUGAUGGAAAAUCUUAGCAUAUCUGUUUUGCUGUAAUUUGUGGCUUGAAUAUUUAAGUUGGAAAUCAUGAUAUUUGUCUGUAAAUGUUUUCAGUCUCUGGUUCAUAUAUGAAGAAUUUAGUCACUGUUUUGUCAGUUGUUCGCCAUUAAAAUGUAUGCUGUUUGAUUAAAUCACUGUUGGUUGAUGUAGCUGACAAUCUACAAGCUGUGCUACGAGGUGAAUAGCCAUUUAUCAGUAAAACAUUCUGACCUUUUUGACAUUUCAGCUAGACGUUGAAAGUGCUAGAGCUGUUCUGGUUGAUCAAAUGAUCAAAGAUUAUGCCUUAACCUUUAUCUGUGUUUUCCUUUUACUUUUAGGUUGAUUUUAUGCCUGUUUUUAUGCAUGGUUAUGUUGGAUGUAGAUAUGAAUCCGAGUGUGUUUUUCUGUACUGCUAAUGUACCAGAAAUGUACUCCAUUUUUAAUACUUUAGGCAAACUUGUGUCACCCAAAUAAACUAUUGAAUCCAGCAGA
Messenger RNA from Labeo rohita (rohu), 5009 nucleotides. It is a transcript of the gene ano5a, whose product is annotated as anoctamin 5a. Gene Ontology annotation, molecular function: chloride channel activity; protein dimerization activity. Gene Ontology annotation, cellular component: plasma membrane. NCBI's taxonomy places the organism in Eukaryota, Metazoa, Chordata, Actinopteri, Cypriniformes, Cyprinidae. Gene Ontology annotation, biological process: chloride transmembrane transport. The record is from RefSeq and is a predicted model, not a curated record.